UACUCUUUGUUGUGGUGUGCGGGCUUCUCAUUGUGGUGGCCUCUCUUGUUGUGGAGCAUGGGCUCUAGGCACACGGGCUUCAGUAGUUGCAGCACGCGGGCUCAGUAGUUGUGGCUCGUGGGCUCUAGAGUGCAGGCUCAGUAGUUGUGGUGCACGGGCUUAGUUGCUUCGCGGCAUGUGGGAUCUUCCCGGGCCAGGGAUCGAACCCAUGUGUCCUGCACUGGCAGGAGGAUUCUUAACCAGUGUGCCACCAGGGAAGUCUCCCCCACAAGUUACUAAUACAAGGAUAAUUUGGUAUACAUCUUUAGCCAGCUGACCAUGGCUGUGGACCUUGGGAAAAUUGGAAAACUUCUCCGAGCCCUAGUUUUCUCAUCUCUGAUAUGGACAGGAAAAUUACCUUAUGGGGUUACUACAGAGAAUAAAAGAAAUUUAUGAAGUGUGCCUAGCAUUGUGUCCAAACCCUAGUGGAUACGCAGGAAGUGAUAUUAGUUAGUUUUUGUUGUGACCUUUUCUUUUUUGAGUUAAAAAUCUUUCUUCCUGGAUAUUCCCAUUUCAUUCCUGUUCCGUCCUCUGUAGACAUAAGAUUAAUAGUCUUCCCUCUUCCACCCUUUUUCUUUUCUCCAGCAGAAACAAUGCCAGGGGCUUCCACUGUGUUUUGCAUGACAUGAUAGCACAGCUUCAAAUUCCCUCAUCAUCUUAGUCCUCAGUGCUGUCCUGCCCACCACCAAGCUGGAAUCAUUCUGGCCAAAGAUGCCUCUCUUUGGGAGUACAUUCAGCCCGAAGAAGACGCCCCCUCGGAAGUCUGCGUCUCUCUCCAACCUGCAUAAUUUGGAUCGGUCGACCCGGGAGGUGGAGCUGGGCCUUGACUAUGGAACGCCCACCAUGAACCUGGCCGGGCAGAGCCUGAAGUUUGAAAACGGCCAGUGGAUAGCAGAGACAGGGAUUAGUGGAGGUGUGGACCGGAGGGAGGCCCAGCGCCUCCGGAGGCGGAACCAGCAGCUGGAGGAAGAGAACAAUCUCUUGCGGCUGAAGGUGGACAUCCUGCUGGACAUGCUCUCUGAGACCACUGCCGAAUCCCACUUAAUGGAGAAGGAGUUGGAUGAACUGAAGAGUGUCAGCCGCCGGAGAAAAUGAAGACCCCAGAGACACCCGUUAGGAGCACAGGGGGGGAAGCCCAUUCGUCAGGAGAGGAGGGCGUGGCUGAGGGAAUUUUUAACCAAACCAGUGGACUAGGUCCUGGGAGAGAGGAUCAUGUAAGGGGGCCGAAAGGCACCGGCCCCUUAGGUUGGCGGUAGGAAGGUGACAACGUCGUGGAUUCCAGGCCUCCUCAGGGAGGUCUGGGGUGACGGAGGCCUUUGGGUGUCCUCCAGUCACUUAACACACAAAUGCCCGGGGCCCAGGCUCACCCUCAUCGGACGGAGUUCGUCGUAUCAUCCCCUCACGCUGUUGUGCGUGGUGUGGCAUCAGGUGUACAGAGCCUUGUUGCUAGGGGUCUCAGCUAAGAAGCUCUCCCGGUUCUCCGCCCUUCAGGCCACUCUCUCCCUCCUUUAAAGAAUACUCGUUCCCCAGAUCCGCA
This is a messenger RNA of Kogia breviceps (pygmy sperm whale), 1576 nucleotides long. Lineage: Eukaryota; Metazoa; Chordata; Mammalia; Artiodactyla; Physeteridae. The record is from RefSeq and is a predicted model, not a curated record.